AACGAAUAUUCGGAUGACCGCACUGCGCAUCCCGCAGGGACGUAUCAAAUGAUUCUUUGCUGUUGAGAAUCGCACCUUCCAGGACAUUCCGUCAUUCCGUCUUUCGUGACAACCGUUUUUACCAUCUGUAUGUUCCUUUUAUAUAGUCUCUUGUAUCGAAUGAUUGAAAAAUCAAUGUGAGAUUAUAUUUAACAAAGAAUUGACGUUAUUUAUUAUUAAAAGAUUUAUUAUUGUUAAAUGUUACAGUUGCAUAGAAAAAGUUGUACAUCAAUUUUGGAGUAGAUUAAAACUUGAAAUAAUGUGGAAUAUUGAUAUCAUAGAGAUAUAGUUGUAAAGUGUGUUAUUUCGAAAAAAAUAGUUGCUACAAUAUUAAAUGUACGUGAAUUCACCCGUUAUGUCCACGGUUGCAUACGUUCCUGAAACUAGUCGUCUGCUGUGACGCGGAACAAAAUGGCGGCAGCUAAUGAAGUGCCGGUAGAAAUCAACCAAGGUGGCAUGUGUACAACGGAAAAUCAGACUUCAAAAAUGGAAUCAAUGGAUGUUGGAGAAUCAGCUCCUGCGCCAGCUACAAAUGCUAGUGUACCACCAUGCAAAGAAUCUGUAUCUGUUGAAGAUAUGACAUCUAGAGAUUAUUAUUUUGACUCUUAUGCUCAUUAUGGAAUUCAUGAAGAAAUGCUAAAAGAUGAAGUACGGACAAUGACAUACCGUAACUCCAUGUACCACAAUAAACAUCUUUUUAAAGGAAAAAUAGUUCUUGAUAUAGGUUGUGGUACAGGUAUAUUAUCCAUGUUCGCAGCAAAAGCUGGAGCUGCUAGAGUGAUUGGAAUAGAAUGUUCCAAUAUUGUUGAAUAUGCAGAAAAGAUAGUGGAAGCUAAUCAACUUUCAAAUGUUAUAACGAUUUUGAAAGGCAAAGUUGAAGAAGUUUCUUUACCAGAUGGUAUAGAAAAAGUUGAUAUAAUUAUAUCUGAGUGGAUGGGUUAUUGUUUAUUUUAUGAAUCUAUGCUGGAUACGGUGCUUUUUGCUAGAGAUAAGUGGCUUCGUGAAGAUGGAAUGUUAUUUCCUGACAAAGCAACUUUAUUUAUAUGUGGCAUCGAAGAUAGACAAUAUAAAGAUGAAAAAAUAAAUUGGUGGGAUGAUGUAUAUGGCUUUGAUAUGAGUAGCAUAAGGAAAGUAGCCAUUAGCGAACCACUGGUAGAUAUUGUAGAUCCAAAACAAGUUGUUACAAAUGCAUGUCUUAUCAAAGAAGUUGAUCUGUAUACUGUAACAAAGGCAGAUUUAGAAUUUUCAUCACCAUUUACUCUUCAAGUUCGUAGAAAUGAUUAUGUUCAAGCACUAGUUACAUUCUUCAAUAUUGAAUUCACUAAGUGCCACAAACGAAUUGGCUUUAGUACAGCACCUGAAGUGCAGUACACGCACUGGAAGCAGACAGUGUUCUAUUUUGAUGAAUAUAUGACAGUGAAGAAAGGAGAAGAAAUAUAUGGUGUAUUCUCCAUGAAGCCCAAUGCAAGAAAUUAUAGAGAUCUGGAUUUCAGUAUUGAGUUGGACUUUAAAGGAGAUCUGUGCGAAAUUCAUGAAACAAAUACGUAUCGUAUGCGCUGAUAUCCGUGAGCUUCUAUAUCCUUCUUUUACUACAAUAGUUCUUCAGACUGUUUAGUGAAAUCUGAACUUAAAACCCUGUUAUUAUUAUUGAAUUGUGCUAAUCAUCUACCAUAUUUAACAGUACGGUACAAGUACGAUAAAAUAUAUUUUACUCUUUUUUACGACUUCAAUAAAAUCUAAUAAAAUGGUAUCAUCAUUUUUACAUAUUUGUAUGCUUUAUUUCUCUAUAAUAUUAUAAAAUAUAAGACGAUAAGUAGAUUUGUACGUAGCAUUAUUUUUUACAUAAUAUGUAUUCUUGUACCGUAUUAUCAAAAACAUUUUUUAAAAAUGUAUUAAAAAUUUUGAACUCUUACUGAAUAAUAUAUUACUAGAUAUUACUGUUACAGAUGCUUAUGUUUCUGAAAAAUGUUCUUGAAAAUUUCAAUCAUCCAAUAAGUCAAUAUAUAGUGUACAUAGACAGAAUAUUUCACUAAAAUAUUCUUGUUUUUCUUUUUAUUUUUUAUCAAGAUUGCCAUGCAUAUGUAUGACUUUCAUAUGAAUAAUAUUUAUGUGUAAUGACUUAUCAGAAAAAAGCAUACAAACAUGUAAUCAGAUAGAAAAUGAAUUUUCAUGCAUAAUAAAAAACAAAAAAAUCUGUAUUAAAUAUUUUAUAGUAAGCAAACACAUAAAGACAAAGUGUAACUCGUCUUUGUGACAUUCAAUAAAUUAUGAUUGUGCGUGAAAAUUCUAACGUUCUAGUAUUGCCUAUGAAUUAUGUAUUAAUAACGAAAUUCCCUAAAUCAAAUUUUCUAUUUUUUGUUUAUUCCAUUUGUAUUAUCAUUGUUUGGAUGCUUCCGUUUAAGUAAAUAAGUUACUCAAAAUGAGUAAACACUAAUAAUGUGGAAUUAAGAUAUUUAUUAAGUAUACGCGUCAACAUACAAAACACGUGUGAUAAUUUUUAAUACAUUAAUAUUCAUCUUUUGAUUCAAUUUAAUUUUUGAGAGAGAGAUAGAGAUAUCAUAUAUUAAAUUACUGAUGCUAUAUUACUCAAUAUAAAACAAUUUAGUGUUAAUAAAAUUUAAAAUUUGUUUUAUUGUUUACUGCACUAUUAUGAAAGAUAAUAUAAUUUUAUAUUUUACAUUCUUUUAGUUAGAUAUUAGAACUAAACCAAUGUAUAAAUUGUGUGCAAUGAUGUAAAUGAAAAUUUUUUCUAAUAUAAUUAAAGCGGAAGCAUGUUCUUAUCUUAUACUUAUGUCAUGUACAUAAUUAAAAGAGAUGAAAGAAAUAAUGAGUCCUAGAAAGGAAUAGUUCCUUUAUGACAAUUAUUAUACAUUAAUAAAUUGUUAGUAUACAUUUGCUAUAAAUGAA
Messenger RNA from Vespula vulgaris, 2946 nucleotides. It is a transcript of the gene Art1, whose product is annotated as protein arginine N-methyltransferase 1. Lineage: Eukaryota; Metazoa; Arthropoda; Insecta; Hymenoptera; Vespidae. Gene Ontology annotation, biological process: peptidyl-arginine methylation. The transcript is spliced from 3 exons. The coding region runs from base 451 to 1599 and encodes 382 amino acids. Gene Ontology annotation, cellular component: nucleus. The record is from RefSeq and is a predicted model, not a curated record. Gene Ontology annotation, molecular function: protein-arginine N-methyltransferase activity.